Messenger RNA from Lotus japonicus, 831 nucleotides. RefSeq lists its product as uncharacterized. The transcript has a single exon. NCBI's taxonomy places the organism in Eukaryota, Viridiplantae, Streptophyta, Magnoliopsida, Fabales, Fabaceae. The coding region runs from base 1 to 831 and encodes 276 amino acids. The record is from RefSeq and is a predicted model, not a curated record. Gene Ontology annotation, molecular function: catalytic activity.
AUGAGUUGGAACAUAAGGGGUGCAGCAGCAAAGGGUGUCCCUUUACUCUUGAAAGAUGUUGUUCUGCGACAUCAGAUUUUUUGUGUAGCUCUCUUUGAGCCUAAAGUUAAAUCAACUAAGCUUCCUAUCAUCAUGAAGACGCUGAAUUUUGAUGGGUCUUUUGUGGUGGAAGCAGAAGGUUUUUCCGGUGGCAUUUGGGUCAUGUGGUCGAAGCAUUGGGGGGCGAUUCAGGUCCUCUCAUCCCAUCGUCAACUAGUCCAUCUUCGUGUUAAUCCCACAAAUGGUUCACCCAGUUUCUUGGUCUCCUUUACGUAUGGCAGCCCUAAUCUCUCCAUUCGGAACUUCCUCUGGCAAGAGCUGCGACGUAUUGCAGCGAACACUGGUGAGCCUUGGGUAGUCAUGGGAGAUUUUAAUACAUAUCUCAAUGCACCAGAUAAGUGGGGUGGCGACCCUCCUAAUUUGUUAGCUAUGGGAAAGUUUAGAGAUUGUCUUGAUGAUUGCUAUCUCUCGGACCUGGGAUUUAAAGGACCGCCUUUUACAUGGGAAGGUCGGGGGGUCAAGGAGCGUUUGGAAUGGGCUCUUGGGAAUGACCAAUGGCUUCGAUCUUUCCCAGAGGCUUCUAUCUUUCAUCUACCACAACUGAAAUCUGAUCAUAAGCCGCUGCUCUUGCAACUAAGCCCGACAGAUAUUGAUCAUUCUCAACGCCCCUUUCGAUUCGUGGCAGCCUGGUUAACGCAUAGUGAUUUCCCACGGCUAGUUAAACAUUCUUGGCAGACUCAUAAUACUUGGAUUCCCGCUUAUGAAGCCUUCCGGGCAGAUGCAAUGACCUAG